Anopheles aquasalis is the source of this 4589-nucleotide messenger RNA. It is a transcript of the gene ear, whose product is annotated as ENL/AF9-related super elongation complex transcription factor. NCBI's taxonomy places the organism in Eukaryota, Metazoa, Arthropoda, Insecta, Diptera, Culicidae. Gene Ontology annotation, cellular component: transcription elongation factor complex. Gene Ontology annotation, molecular function: chromatin binding. Gene Ontology annotation, biological process: positive regulation of DNA-templated transcription. The record is from RefSeq and is a predicted model, not a curated record.
GAUAAACUGGGACGCGAGAAAAUCUUUCCGAUAGCGCGCCCCAAACCUUUCGCAGAACAACCCAUUUCGUGUAGGGGAGCGCGUGGUUCUACCAAGUACCUCGUAGAACCACUUCUGGCGAACAGAUUGCGAACAAUACGUGAUCUUAAAUUUUCCGUGACCAGUGGCGUGUGCGUGUGCGUUUGACCAGUGCCCGACCAUCACCGUAUCUUGCUGGGAAGGAGUUGAAGUUCUGCAACCGCAAGAGCGGUCAACAACAAAACCACGACCUCGUCCGGUAUAAGAUAGCACAGCAGCGGAGGACAAUUUCGGCCACACCAAGCAAAACCGGUGAUCAUCCGGGUGCCCAAAGGCUCGCGGUCGCCGCGCACCGCAGCGAAGAAACAAAACAGAGAUUCCUCUGCAAGCAAAACAAACGCGUCACAGCCUCAACAGCGCUGGUAAUUACGGGAUUCUGUCGUGCGGAAUACCGUUCGCGAAUGUAGAAACUAGCCUGCCGUUGAGGUAGCAGAAGAUCGGAGAUGUCGGUGAAAAUAUGUCUGGAAAUCGGUCACGUGUGCACGGUAAAGAGUCGGCCAACGGCCGAGGGUUACACGCACGAUUGGGAGCUGUUUGUGCGCGGUCCCGAUGGGAACGACAUAAGCCACUUUGUCGAUAAAGUGAUCUUCAAUUUACAUGAUUCCUUUCCGCGACCGAAACGAGUUUUCAAAGAACCGCCAUAUCGGGUUAAGGAAGCUGGCUACGCCGGGUUCAUGUUACCCGUGGAGGUGCACUUUAAAAACCGUGACGAUCCCAAAAAGGCCGUAUAUAACUAUGAUCUGGAUCUGACGGCGGUGAAAAGCCAGCGCGAGGAGCUGGUGUUUGUCAACCCAUCGGACGACUUCCGGCGCAAGCUCCUGAAGAGCGGUGGUUUCAUGGCGCCCGGAAGUAGCAGCAAUAACAGCAAUGCUGCUGCCGACUAUAAAACCAAUCGGCACAGUAGCAGCGGCGGAGCGGAACGAACCGGCGGUGGUGGUGGAGGUGGAGGCAGCUCUGGAUCGCAGGAGAAAAAAUCGAAAUCCAAGUCCGGUGGCGACGACAGCAAGGGUCCGUAUGCCGAUCUGUUCGGUUCCCCGUUUCCACACAAAUCGGGCAGCGGAAGUAAAGUCUCACCGGAUCCGAAAUCCGGAUCGGGAUCGGGUGGAAGCAAAACGUCCCCGGUGGCUGGCAGUGUAGGUGGAAGUAACAGCUCCGGCAGUGGUGGCAAAAGCCAACCGGGGCAAAAGUCAUCCAACGAUCGUACCACUGCGUCCGGUUCGGUAUCGACGUCGAAGGAAAAAUCUUCAUCCAAGCACAAGCACUCGAGCCCGAACAAAGAGAGCAAGAAGGCUUCCUCCUCCAGCGUUUCGUCAUCGGGCCUUACCGAGCCGGAGAAGCAGCACAGCAAGGAGAAAAAGGACAAAAGCCAUUCGAAGGAUCGCGAUAAGGCGAGCAAAGGCGACAAGAUCUCCAGCAACAGUAGUAGCGGCGGAGCAGGUAGCAACUCUGCCAUGAUGUCGUCAUCGUCCGCCUCUUCAGCGUCCCAGAAGCGACCGGGCAGUACGGCCAACACCGCAUCCAGUGCCAGCUCCAGCAGUAAUGCCAACGGAUCGAGCAAUAGUAAUAAUUCUACAGUUCCUACUAGCGGUACAUCAUCAUCGAGCGUUUCCGCUUCCGGUGGAGGAGGGUCAGCGGCAGCAGCAUCAGCAUCAGCAGCGCCAGGAAGUAAAGCGUCAAAUGACGGCGGCAAACGCAGUGCUACUGGUGGCAGCAGUAGUGGCGGUGGCAACGAAAAGGAAAAGAAAAGUAAGAAGGAGAAAAAAAGCUACGAGAAAGACAAGGAACGGAUCGACUCUUCAUCGAGCGGUAAUGCCCGCAAGGGUGGGGAACAGAAUAAAGCUAUUCCAUCUGGUGCAUCGAUAUUUGGCAAAGAUUCCACCGUGGCCGGUUCCAAGUCCGCUAGCUCCGGUAAAUCUAGCUCUGCGCACCAGCAACCGCCUGGCAACAAUGCCGAGAGUGCUGGCAAAUCAAUUGCCAACGGUGGAGGCGCGGUGGUCGGUAACGGUAGCAACGCUGCCGUACCCGGCAACUCUUCCUCUAGCGGUGGAUACACGAAAGACAAAAAGCAAUCCAGCACCGUGGACUCCGGUGGCAGUGGCACGGGAACCAAACCGGAUCCAGCUGGUGGUAGCUCUGCGAAGGCAAGCGACGCCAAAGAGCGCGAUGAGCGGAAACAUAAACACAAAAAGAAAGACAAAUCAAAGGACAAGGAGAAGGAGCGUCCAUCGAGCGGGAAGGACAAGAAGGAUCGCCAAAAGGAAAAAGGUGACAAGGGUGGUGGAGAUCAAAAGCUGGGCACCGGCUCAUACUCAACGCCGACUCACGGAAUGGCCGAUACAUCGAACGACGGAAGCGCCGUACCAGCAGCACCACCUUCGCGAACAAAGCACUCCAGUGGGGGCAGUGUAGAAUCGAGCACGAAAUCGACAGGCCUGGAUCGUCAGCAACCAGCAACAGCAGGCUCUGCUAAAAGCUACGCUACAUCGGGUGCAUCGCAGCAACCGAAGCAGUCUAGUAGCCGGCAUCACAGCUCAAAGACGGCCGCCCUGAUCGGGGACACUAGUGGCGGAGAGAACUCGGAUGAUUCCGAUUCCGCGCCCGAUGAUCCACCAGCGGUGCUCGCGAACGAUAAAGAUUCGGAAUCGUCAAACAGCAGCAUAGCGGACAUCAUUGCUAAUGCGCCACAGCAACAGCAACAACAACAUCGUCCCUCGUCGGCCAGUCUACAGGAGGCGGCUACCGAUCGGCAUCAACCUACACCCCCGACCAAUCACUACAAGUCGAAGAAAGAGAAACUCAUCAAAGGUGCUGCUUCGGUCGGUACAGUGACACCACCUGUUGAGCCGUCGAAGGAACCGGCACCCUCGGGAGAAUCUUCGAAAAAGCGUAAACGUAAAAACAAGGACAGUGAUGCGGUGGGUGAAAAGGGUGGUGGUGCUACGAAGGAAACUCCCACUCCCGCGAUUCAGAGUGAGGGUGGCCGAGGCGAGCGACGCAGUCUUUCACCACCCUCUCCGAUUGGUGCCUCGGCUAGUGGAAGCCUGAUGGAACCGCCGGUGAAGGUACCAAAGAAGGACGAUCAUCUGUUUGAGGCUGGCAAGCACAGCUCACCGGCCGGUGAGCAGGGUGAUAACUCAAACAACAACAACAAUAACACCUUAAGCCACAAGCAAUCGUCAUCAGCAGCGGGCGGUGGUAGCGUUGGGGGUGAUGAUGACAGCGGUGGCAACGCAUGGCAGCAGGCUGCGGCUGGCGGCGGAACAACCAGCAACCAUCACGCACUGACCGGCGAUUACAUGUCGGAGUUGAAGGAUUUACAGAAGAAAAUCAUGACGCUGCAGGAUAACAACGAACUGCAGCGUGUGGUGGAGAUGAUUGCCGCGACCGGCUGCUAUGAGAUCACCAGUGCCACGUUCGAUUUCGAUCUGUGCGCCCUCGACCGGUUAACCGUGCAACGGUUGCAGGAUUUCUUCGCCACCGAGUCCUAGGUUGCCGGCACCGAAACGGAAAGCCAACCGUACGCACAUACGUGUACAUAUAAUUUAUUUGCUUCAUUUUUUGGAACUCACGAACGGAUGAUGGUGUUUCGAAGAUUCGUCUUGUAUAUUUAUCUUCUCUUGCGUUUGGCCCUACCGAACAACUCGUUGACUCUCACUCUAUUUUUGGAUUAAAUUCAUUUUGCCAGUUUGCCAGAUCAGGUCUUCUUAAGUUAUUAAGGACGAAAGGCGAGUAAGUAGGCUAAGUUAGAUUUACUUUUCAUCUCAGCGUUAGGCUAGGCAAAUAGUAGGCUUGUAGGCUAGCUGGUUAACAGCAAUUUGAAUUCUUGAUUUCAUCGAAUCCUCACUAUACACGCAGUAGGGGAAGGGGCAAGGCGUGUGUCAGCGCCGCUAAUGUGCUUUAGCAGCGUAGUGUGUUUCGAGACGUGUAUAAACCAUCUUAUGUUAGGUCUAGCCCUACCAUGCGCAUACGAUUGGAUUAAAAAUGCAGAACUCUACUUUUAAUCAACUCGGAUUUGUAUUACGUUCUACAUCGGGUCAAAGUACAAAGGAUAUGGAGCAUGUACCUUCCGCUCGUACGGCAAACACAGGCAUAUCAUGCAGUGCCACGAGGUGCUACGCGGAAGACGUUAAUGACAAUGAAUUCUCCUGAUAUACGUAACUCUUGCCUCUCGUAAUCUAAACUCUAGGCUGCACUCUGUGACAAUUUUGGCUCAAACAUUUUUUAAGGCAAACUCAUGUUACGUCUAUCAGGCGUGCGGCAGAAUACAGCGCAACAGUGGUUAUCACUGGCCUUUAAGUUUAAACAAACCGUCAUUGUGCCAGUAAUAGGGAUCUAUUUUGAAAUUUGUGUGAAAUGUUCACCCCCAAUAGUGAAUUUCUAGUAUGCUAGGGCAAAUCGACAAACGGUUUGUCCUGGUCUACUUGGAAUCAAUAUUUGUCGUUCGGUUCGAUUACCUAGAUAGAAACCAAGCUCCUCACAACACACGAUGAACAAAUUAGGAUACUCUACUG